Suricata suricatta (meerkat) is the source of this 1644-nucleotide messenger RNA. It is a transcript of the gene TRH, whose product is annotated as thyrotropin releasing hormone. Gene Ontology annotation, biological process: hormone-mediated signaling pathway. Gene Ontology annotation, molecular function: thyrotropin-releasing hormone activity. The record is from RefSeq and is a predicted model, not a curated record. Gene Ontology annotation, cellular component: extracellular region. The transcript is spliced from 3 exons. Bases 219 to 935 code for a protein of 238 amino acids. NCBI's taxonomy places the organism in Eukaryota, Metazoa, Chordata, Mammalia, Carnivora, Herpestidae.
UGAGCCCGGGGAGAAGCGGCGGCUUUUGUCCCUGGAGCGCCUCCCGGGCGUGGCAUCCGCGCACAAGAGGGGCGCUGCGCUCGUACCCCCCGGGUCUUCCACAGCACCGGCCACGGACUGGACGACGCAACUGGUGGUGUGGGCACACUGGUGGCUUUCACGCCUCUGCGCCCACGCCCUGCCUUCUGGAGCGCUCGGCGCCGAGUGUCGGCACCGCGAUGCCUGGCCUUUGGUUGCUGCUAGCCUUGGCGUUGACCUUGACCGUGGCUGGUAUUCCGGGAGGCCGGGCUCAGCUGGAGGUGGCCCAGCAGGAGGCAGCGAUGGCCAGUGAGCACACCGGCCUGGAUAACCUCUUGCGCCAGGCAGAGCGCCUCCUCCUCCUUCGGGAAGACCUUCUGCAUCUCGGAAAGAACCAGGGUGAUGGAGAAUCAGAGUCCCAGAUCAUUCAACCUGACUGGCUCUCCAAGCGUCAGCAUCCUGGCAAAAGGGAAGAGGAGACAGAAGAGAGAGUUGAAGAGGAGGAGGAAGGAGGGGCUGUGGGCCUCCACAAACGGCAGCACCCUGGCCGGAGGGAGGAUGUGGCUGCAUGGUCAGAUGUAACCCAGCAGAAGCGGCAGCACCCUGGCCGGCGCUCCUCCUGGCUUGGGCAUACUUUCACCAAGAGGCAGCACCCAGGCAGACGGCUGGUGGAUCCCAAGGCCCAAAGGAGCUGGGAAGAAGAGGGGGAGGGGGAGGAGGGAGAGCUGAUGCCUGAGAAACGCCAGCAUCCGGGCAAGAGGGCUCUGGGAGGACCAUGUGAGCCGCAGGGAGCCUGUGGUCAGGCCAGCCUCCUGCUGGGGCUCUUGGAUGACUUGAGCAGGGGUCAGGGGGCUGAGGAGAAGCGGCAGCAUCCUGGGCGGCGGGCAGCCUGGGCCAGGGAGUCCCUGGAGGAGUGAACCCAGCGUCCUAUGAAGUUGGGGUCUAAGAAUGUCUUAAGUCUUGUACGCCCUAUCCCUUUGUGACCCCCUCUUUCCCUCUUCAGAUCCCUGACAUGAACCUGAGCCCCAUGUAUAUACAACACCCAGUUCCCUGGCCUUGUCACCCCUCCCCCUUCAGGGACAUGAGAAAACGAGCCUCUGAGUUAAAACCCCCUAUUACCCCACCUUGCACUGCUGGCAAGGAGACAGAUCCCAGAGUCCGUCUCCCCAUACACCCACAGGUUGCUCCCCUUCCUUAGCCCUGGCUAAAAAUGACCCUUCCGUGUCUUUUAAGGGAUCCCCAGAGAGGAGCAGGGUGACUGGUUCUGGCAGCCAGCGAGGUCAGGGUCGGAUUGAAGAUGUGACGUCCAAAUCCAGUUUCUAUCCCCUCACUCCAUGAGUCAGGAUUUCCCACAUGUAAACUUUACCUCCAGGACCCAGGAUCUCCUCCCUUAUUGGGCAUCUUUUGUGGGUGGGCAGAGUCCUGACCAUGGCUACGCUCUGCUUAGGGGAAGCAUUGCAGGCGGAGGCCUCGUAUGCUGUGCUGCUGUGUGGUGGCUGUGGGAAUAAAUAGGCGAGGGAUGUGUCAACAGCCCUGAAAGCUGAACUUGUAUAUAACCCUCAGGCGCCUUCCCCUUGUCUGUGAUAAUCCUUCGAAUGAUAAUAAAACAUGCAUCUAGAGAAUCUU